GGGAAAUUAAUAAAUAGUGUAGUGAGUUGGCAGCUGACUGUUGAUUGUUGAGUGUCCAAAUAUUCGGCGCCUAAAACCCUAAACCCUGAAUUCAUUCAAUUAAAUCCUUCGGUCUUCGUAUGAUUGGAUUGUGAACCAGAAUAGAGGAAAAUUACCAAGAAAAAGAAGAAUGGGCGAUUCAUGUGAGAAGAAGAAGAAGAAGAAUAAGACGGAAUGGAAGAACCCGAAAAAGUAUAAGCCAGAGGAGGAGCAGCCCAAAAACCCCACAAACGGUUCCAACGCUAACUCUACCGCCAAACGGAAACGCAAAGAAGUUGCCAUCUUUGGAAACUACAGGAACUACUAUGGCUACCGAAUAGGGAAAGAUUUAGAAGAGGACCCGAGGUUAAAGGUUAUGAAGAAAGAAUGGUUUCAGGGGAAGGAUUGCCUGGAUAUUGGCUGUAACAGUGGCGUAAUUACGAUUCAAAUUGCUCAGAAGUUUUCCUGCAACAGCAUCCUUGGAAUUGACAUUGAUGGAGAUCGAGUUGAGGAUGCGAAAUGGACCUUGAGGAAAUUUGUUAGGACUUCUAAGAAGAAAUCUGCAACUGACAAAUCAACGGCCGGAGAAGAAGGAAAUCAACCUGAUAACCUUGUAACUAAGUCUCAAAGUGAAUCAUCAAGGUGUGAUUCGGAGUGUUCAACUACAUCUGCUGGAAGAGAUUUGUUUGACAUGGUCUCCUUUGAGAAAGGGAAUUUUGUCCGUAAUUGGAGUUCACCUGCAAAUAAACUUUAUCAUACAAUAGUUUGCUUAAGCGUGACAAAAUGGAUCCAUUUAAAUUGGGGUGAUGAUGGAUUGAUCACCUUAUUCUCAAAAGUCUGGAAGUUGCUUCAGCCGGGUGGUGUUUUUAUUGUGGAACCCCAACCAUGGACCUCAUAUUCAAAAAAUCGCCUGGUGUCCGAGGCGGCGACAGAAAAUUAUCAAAAUAUUGAGAUAGGUCCAGGAGAUUUUCAAGAAAUUCUUUUGGACAAGAUUGGUUUUCGAAGAGUGGAACACAUUAACCCGAGCUUAUCUAAGGGGAAGGCUGGUUUCAACAGGCCAAUUUUGGCAUUUUGGAAGUGAAUCUUAGAAGAUUUGGUGUACAUGGAAUGGUGCACGUGAAGGAGCACUCUUAUUGGAUUUAACAUACCAAUUUUGGCAUUGGGGAAGCGGAUCUUCAUGAAUUUUUGUGUAGUUGAAAAUUUGCAGUUGGAGGAGCCUGUCUAUUUUGUGAGCGUAAUCUUUCUUGAUGCACUCAUGAAGGCGGAAGCCGUGGGCAAAAUAUAUUUAAUUAGCCUGUGAAAUUGUACAGAGACCAAUUUUAACUUAAAUGAAAUCGAAUAUUCAAGCUGCAAAGUUUUUUCUCCCGCCUGCAUUUUUCAUAUCUUCAGUUGACAUCAAUUUAGUAGCCCACAACUUAUGUUGCAGUCCCUUUAAUUUUAUGCUCCCUGUGGCUCUCAAACUGAUUGUACGUAACAAUUUUGCUGGUGAUUUACGUUUUGUAGAAUAAUGUGCGUCUAUCCUUG
Messenger RNA from Oldenlandia corymbosa var. corymbosa, 1542 nucleotides. Lineage: Eukaryota; Viridiplantae; Streptophyta; Magnoliopsida; Gentianales; Rubiaceae. The record is from the annotation of a GenBank genome assembly.